AUGAGUAUACAAAUUCGUGUAGUUAUACAACAAAUAUUGGACUUAUUGAUCAAUACCUUUUAUAAUAUUAUUUUGGCUUUGAUAUUCAAUAUGGAUAUAAUCUUCAAUGAUGACCACCUGGCGGCCUCCGGCUCCGACCCAGCGCCCGUAGCCAAGACGCAGUACUUGUCGCAGUCUUUGUCGCAGACCGAACCCAGCUCCUCCGCUUCUGAGCCUGUUACUGAAAAGACAGUUUGGUUCUGCCUAGGGGUUGAUAACGACCUCUAUAUGAUGAACCAAGAUGGAUCUUUCGACGAAGAUUCAGCGAACGAGCUGGCCGAUUGUGCCGAAGAGGCUUUCGAGUAA
This is a messenger RNA of Xylaria bambusicola, 345 nucleotides long. RefSeq lists its product as uncharacterized. The transcript has a single exon. The coding region runs from base 1 to 345 and encodes 114 amino acids. Lineage: Eukaryota; Fungi; Ascomycota; Sordariomycetes; Xylariales; Xylariaceae. The record is from RefSeq and is a predicted model, not a curated record.